Paecilomyces variotii is the source of this 1413-nucleotide messenger RNA. RefSeq lists its product as hypothetical. The transcript has 2 exons. Lineage: Eukaryota; Fungi; Ascomycota; Eurotiomycetes; Eurotiales; Thermoascaceae. The record is from RefSeq and is a predicted model, not a curated record. Bases 371 to 1162 code for a protein of 263 amino acids.
CCGGAUCAGACAUUACAUUUGAUUAUGAGUUAUUAGGAAAGUGCAUUAAACCAGUCCUCCGAAAUCAUUAUUACCCCGAGUGUCAGGGGAAGUCUGGCCAUUAGAAUGAACAGUUCUAUGCCUGAAGCAUAUUAUCACGGUUCGUAUGCCGUGGCUGACGUUGCUAGGUCGUGGGAGUUAGCUUAGGAGGAUCAACUGCCCCGCCUGCGACUUUAAGCACUUACUGUCGAGCUUGUUCUCUUCAUCAUCGAUAUUAUUAUUGUUUUUUUGUGUUUUUGUUUAUUGUUUGGUCUGCAAUAUGCGUUAGCUGUAUGCUGAUUACCCGUUACACAGGACAUGUCGACGAGUCUUAUGUUCACAGUAUGGACAUAUGACAGUCGGUGUUAUGACUGUAUUACCCACUUACCGGUUCCUCAAGUUGGAGACUCAAGAUAUCAUGUCCUUUGGACACGCCCAGAUCGAAUCAAGCAGGGCUAGGGGGAGGGUUGGGAGGGCAAGGCUUAGGAGAAGGCGGGUCCUGGUGGGAGUCAUCGUCAUCUUCGAUGUAGGUGUCGCAGCCUCCAGCCAUUUCACCGAGCUGCUCAGGGGCAAUGGUGACAGUGUCAACAAUGGACUCGGAAACGAUGGACAAAGCAGCCAUCUUGAUGAUGUUUGUUCUGGAGAGUGCGUUCUUGUCUUUUCAAAGGAAUCUCGAGAUGGUAGAGUUAGGAAUGACGAUGGGUUUUGCAGGAAGGAGAUGAUGUGUGCGAGACGUGAAAGACGCGAAAAAGGUGAAAACAAGAGAGAUAAGUCUCAGGAGAUAAGCCACACAGACUGCUGUCUUAUCUGCGGUAUUUUCUUUGGGCCGGAUGAAAGAGAAUCCGGUGUUGAUGGCACAAUAUGGCACGAUGGCGAGCGGUGGGCUCCUAUUCCUUAUAUCUUGUUACCAGGAAAGGCGGCGCAAGGUGCCACUAUCUUUACUGCUUCUCUGCUGGCGCUCAGCAGUAUCAAUCGAUGGCUGACUGCUGCCAGAGAGCUGUAUCAAUAUUCGGGGAAGUCUGUAGGAGCCCGAUACGGAUCCGGGAGCGGAAUCCCAACGGCCGGGAUACUAGUAAAGCUAUCUUUGACUGAUAUCGUACCGUUUCCACGGUCCAUGGGGAGUCUUCGCCCCGUUUCUGCCUAAAACCAAGGGCGAGCACGACAUCAAGUUCUGGAAUCCCCUGAGAAUUCUUCAUUGUACGGAUCCCGGCGUCCAACCAGGGAAUGCGAUAUGGUGGCACCGGGAUGGUGUCACGCAUCUUCCCCGGAUAUCUCGCUUCUUAGGAAGACACUAUCGGUCGCCUCAUCUGAGGCACUCUAUCUCGACGUCGAUAUAGUUGCGGGAAGUAUGCCAUGUUCAUCAAGAGAUCACAUAAAUGCUGGCAGUCAGAAAAA